Molecule: messenger RNA, 2137 nt
Organism: Tinamus guttatus (white-throated tinamou)
Lineage: Eukaryota; Metazoa; Chordata; Aves; Tinamiformes; Tinamidae
Source: RefSeq, a predicted model, not a curated record
UUCAUUUUGGAAGUGGAUAUCUGUGCAGAUCGCAAGACUAACAAGAGUGCUAAGAGCCCAAUUUGGAGGAAUCAUGGAAGAAUCCAACCCACCCACUAAACCUGAGGAACUGAACCCUCACUCUCGCUUUAUCAUUGGUUCUGUGUCAGAGGAUAAUUCAGAAGAUGAGACUAGUUCCUUGGUGAAACUUGACCUGCUAGAGGAGAAAGAGAGGUCUUUGUCUCCUGUAUCUGUCUGCUCGGAUUCCCUUUCAGAUCUAGGACUUCCUAACGUUCAAGAUAGCCUGGCAAGUCAUAUGAGGCCCAGUAUGUCCGGGUUGCACCUUGUGAAACAGGGCCGGGACAGGAAGAAAGUUGACCUACAGCGGGAUUUCACUGUGGCUUCUCCAGCAGAGUUUGUUACUCGUUUUGGAGGGAAUAAAGUUAUUGAAAAGGUCCUGAUAGCAAAUAAUGGGAUUGCAGCAGUGAAAUGCAUGAGAUCCAUCCGACGCUGGUCCUACGAGAUGUUUCGAAAUGAGCGGGCGAUCAGAUUUGUUGUCAUGGUGACCCCCGAGGAUCUGAAAGCAAACGCAGAGUACAUUAAGAUGGCGGAUCACUACGUCCCAGUUCCAGGAGGACCAAACAACAACAACUAUGCAAACGUGGAACUCAUUCUUGAUAUUGCUAAACGCAUUCCAGUGCAGGCUGUAUGGGCAGGCUGGGGCCAUGCCUCUGAGAACCCUAAACUGCCAGAACUGCUCCACAAAAACGGCAUUGCUUUCAUGGGUCCUCCAAGCCAGGCAAUGUGGGCCUUAGGAGAUAAAAUUGCUUCGUCAAUAGUGGCUCAGACUGCAGGCAUCCCAACCCUUCCUUGGAGUGGCAGUGGGCUUCGAGUGGACUGGCAGGAGAACGAUCUGCAGAAGCGUAUCCUGAAUGUUCCUCAGGACCUGUAUGAGAAGGGUUACGUGAAAGACGUGGAUGAUGGACUGCGGGCUGCUGAAGAGGUUGGCUACCCUGUCAUGAUCAAAGCCUCUGAAGGAGGAGGAGGAAAAGGAAUUAGGAAAGUUAACAAUGCAGAUGACUUCCCCAACCUAUUUAGACAGGUUCAAGCAGAAGUGCCCGGCUCGCCAAUCUUUGUCAUGAGACUGGCCAAGCAGUCCCGUCACCUGGAGGUGCAGAUCCUGGCGGAUCAGUAUGGCAAUGCCAUCUCCCUCUUCGGCCGGGAUUGCUCCGUGCAGCGCAGGCACCAGAAGAUUAUUGAGGAAGCACCCGCCUCCAUUGCGACGUCCGUGGUGUUUGAGCACAUGGAACAGUGUGCCGUGAAGCUUGCCAAAAUGGUGGGAUACGUGAGUGCCGGCACCGUGGAGUACCUGUACAGCCAGGACGGCAGCUUCUACUUCCUGGAGCUGAACCCGCGCCUGCAGGUGGAGCACCCGUGCACGGAGAUGGUGGCUGACGUCAACCUGCCCGCCGCGCAGCUCCAGAUUGCUAUGGGGAUUCCCCUGCACAGGAUCAAGGAUAUCCGAAUGAUGUACGGGGUGUCUCCGUGGGGAGAUGUGCCCAUUGAUUUUGAGAACUCGGCCCACGUCCCCUGCCCACGUGGCCACGUCAUUGCAGCACGUAUCACUAGUGAGAACCCUGAUGAGGGAUUUAAGCCCAGUUCUGGUACAGUCCAGGAGCUGAAUUUCCGCAGCAAUAAGAAUGUCUGGGGCUAUUUUAGCGUUGCUGCUGCAGGAGGGCUUCAUGAAUUUGCUGAUUCUCAGUUUGGUCACUGUUUUUCCUGGGGAGAGAAUCGAGAAGAAGCCAUCUCAAACAUGGUGGUGGCUCUGAAGGAGCUGUCCAUCCGAGGAGAUUUCCGAACCACUGUUGAGUACUUGAUUAAACUGCUGGAAACAGAAAGCUUCCAGCAGAACCGCAUUGACACGGGCUGGUUGGAUCGGCUCAUUGCAGAGAAAGUGCAGGCGGAGCGGCCGGACACCAUGCUGGGAGUGGUGUGUGGGGCUCUGCACGUGGCUGACGUGAGCUUCCGAAACAGCGUCUCCAACUUCCUGCACUCUCUGGAAAGGGGCCAGGUCCUGCCUGCUCAUACUCUGCUAAAUACUGUGGAUGUGGAACUCAUCUACGAAGGACGGAAGUACGUGCUGAAGGUACGAUACGCA